CCACGGCAAUGGGGCCCCCGGCCGUUGGCAUGACGUUCCGGUAGUGGUACCCCCCGUGGCAGUUAUGGAGCGGCCAGCACUGAUGGUGGGGACGGCAACCACACUAUUCAGUGGAAGCCACUUCACCCCCCCCCACAGAGGUAGUUUGGUGCGGCCAGAGCUGGGUAGUAAGGUAGUCAAGAGAUGGUGGGGCGGGGCCCUGGAAGCAUCCAUGCAGGAAUCUCCAUUCACCCCCCACCACCGGCGACUUACCGCGUGCAAGCAGAUGGUAUUAGAUUUGACCCCUCGUUGCGGUGAGGGAGCCUUUUCGAGCCUCUGUCAUUGCACAUCCUACAAUCACGUCAAUCAUUAUCACAAACCAUCCUCACCCUCCCCAUGCACAUAAUACCACGACAUUUUUUAUAUUCUCUCUUUUUUUUUUUUUUUUUUUUUUUUUAGCAGGUUGGCCUUUUUGCAGGACAAGUCACAGGACACGAGAUGAAAGGACCGACACCGCUUUUUCACCCACCACAUUACAUCACACAAUAAAUAUCCCGCCCAUCACCAAAUCACUCUACUACUAUCCGUGGUUCGGAACCCACGUAAAACUGUAGGUCCCUCCGCUAUACGGAUGUACUUCUUCCUCUGUCCUUCUUUGAACCAAUAAAAAACACAAAAAAAACCCUUUUUUACUCUGACUGUCCUUCACUCCUCUUUCACAUCCUGAUAAUGCAGGCUCUGGAUAGUCUGGCCCCUAACUUGUGCGUGGUUUGGCCUGGUGUUUUGGGUGCGUGGGCGGCGUCCGUUGCCGUGGCUGUUUUGGGCUUGGCUUGCUCGGUUGGUGGCGGACUCUCCUGCUUUCCCCGAUAAGGACCUUGUCUCCCUUGCCAUCUUAGAAUGAAUAUAACACGCUAAAAAAAAAAAAAAAAAAAAAAAAAAAAAAAAAAAAAAAAAAAGAUGUCCUUCCUAAUUCAAAUUGCGCCUGGGUUAAGCCCCAGUGACUAUUUCUCCUCCUACAAUUCCCUUCUUAUCACCCCCCUAUUCUUCCCACUAUCCCCACUUCUCCCUCCCCAUCUUUUCUCUCUUUGUUAUGUUAUGUUAUGUUAUAAGCGCGGGCAGACUCAGCUGAGUGUUCGUUGUGAGUUGUUGUUACCACAACUAUGGCACGUACCAAGCAAACGGCUCGCAAGUCCACUGGUGGCAAGGCGCCCCGCAAGCAGCUUGCUACAAAGGCAGCUCGCAAGUCUGCUCCAGCCACUGGAGGUGUCAAGAAACCCCACCGUUACAGGCCUGGAACCGUUGCUCUCCGUGAGAUCCGCCGUUAUCAGAAGAGCACUGAGCUGCUUAUCAGGAAACUGCCUUUCCAGCGCCUGGUGCGUGAAAUUGCUCAGGAUUUCAAGACUGACCUCCGCUUCCAGUCCUCUGCUGUCAUGGCUCUCCAGGAAGCUUCCGAGGCUUACCUCGUGGGUCUGUUUGAGGAUACCAACCUGUGCGCCAUCCAUGCCAAGCGCGUGACUAUCAUGCCAAAGGACAUCCAACUGGCUCGUCGCAUCCGUGGCGAGCGUGCCUAAGAAGUCAUCCACGAAUGAUCUUCAUAACAGCAAUAUCUAGGCCCUUUUUAGGGCCAAACAUCUCUUUCAUUAAAGAAUUUUCAUAGACAAUCUGUUUGGUUUU
This is a messenger RNA of Scylla paramamosain (green mud crab), 1653 nucleotides long. Its product is annotated as histone H3. The coding region runs from base 1140 to 1550 and encodes 136 amino acids. Gene Ontology annotation, molecular function: DNA binding; protein heterodimerization activity; structural constituent of chromatin. The transcript has a single exon. Gene Ontology annotation, cellular component: nucleosome. Lineage: Eukaryota; Metazoa; Arthropoda; Malacostraca; Decapoda; Portunidae. The record is from RefSeq and is a predicted model, not a curated record.